Messenger RNA from Echinops telfairi (small Madagascar hedgehog), 378 nucleotides. Its product is annotated as protein PET100 homolog, mitochondrial. Gene Ontology annotation, biological process: mitochondrial respiratory chain complex IV assembly. Gene Ontology annotation, cellular component: mitochondrial inner membrane; mitochondrion. The record is from RefSeq and is a predicted model, not a curated record. The transcript is spliced from 4 exons. NCBI's taxonomy places the organism in Eukaryota, Metazoa, Chordata, Mammalia, Afrosoricida, Tenrecidae. The coding region runs from base 80 to 310 and encodes 76 amino acids.
GCCAAACGCCAAUGAGCUGGUGUUCUGUUGGAGGGAACCGCUUUGGGCGGAAGCGACUUCGGAGACGACAGAAAGCGAGAUGGGGGUGAAAUUGGAGGUGUUUCGGAUGUCACUCUACCUCACCUUCCCUGUCGCUAUGUUCUGGAUUGCCAACCAGGCCGAGUGGUUUGAGGACCAUGUCAUACAGCGCAAGAGGGAGCUGUGGCCACCUGAGAAGGAGGGCCAACGCCAAGAGCUGGAAGCGUUCAAAGAGCGGAUCCGGAAGCAGCGGGAGGAGAAGCUCCUGGGGGCUGCUCGGCAGAACCCCUGAGGCCACCCAGCUUGUACCCAAGCCCUUCCCCGCCACCCCCCCCAAUAAUACACAUCCUCAACCCUGUC